GAAUGUCUUGUCAUCUCAAUUAUCAAAUAUUGUGAUUCCCACCGCCCGCAACAACCACCGACUAGCCUCGCGUGUUCCUUACGUGCCACCGUGUAUCAUUUGCACGGUGAACACUUUUAACUUCUUCGGUCUCUCUUUCUCUACCGGUAGCACAUUUCAAAUGUUUCGCGUUCUCUAUUCUGUUUUCUCUCGAAAACUGUUUUUCCUUUUAUUUUACUGUACAUAUCAAUGUGAAGUUCAGUUAUAUACGUAUAUAUGAAUCUAUAGAUACAAUCUUACAGUCCCCCUGUGUGGCUAUGUGUACGUAUAUAUUUACUAACUCACCUAUUCUUCGCUUCUUUACCGUUCAUUUCCCGUUUACUCUUUCCUCUCUCUCACUAUAUAUAUCUUUCUAGCUCAUGAUUCAAUCUGAUCAAUUGCAGUUUUCAACAAUACGUACAUUUUUUCUACCGUGCAACUAUAUAUAGUAGUGAGGGAAAUUGGAAAUUUGAGGUGAAUUUUUUAGCAUAGAAGAGUGAUGUUGGACCUUAAUCUGACUAUUGAUGCGAAUGGAUCGAUCUUCAAUGGAAUUGAAACAAUUUGGGAAAAGCAACACGAAUUUGGCGGAAGACAAAUGGAGAAUUCCGGCAGUUCUAGUUCUUCUGUUGUUAAUAUGGAAAUCUCCAACGCCGUCGGUGAUGAAGACUCCUCUUCGAAUCCUUUCUUCAGUUUCGAUAUAUUGAAAAGUAAUGGAGAAGUGAACGACUAUAGGGAGAGUGAGAAUCAAAGCCACGGAUUUGUGACGACGGAGUUUUUCCCGGGAGCGGCUGUGGCGAAGCAGUGUCAAUGGUUGGAUCUUUCGGGGAAUUACGGUGGGGCGGUGGAGCAGAGGAUCGUCGCUCAGCAGCAGCCGCUGCAGAGACAGCAGGCGAAGAAGAGCAGGAGAGGACCAAGGUCUCGAAGCUCUCAGUACCGUGGAGUUACAUUCUAUCGUAGAACUGGACGAUGGGAAUCUCACAUUUGGGACAGUGGAAAACAAGUUUAUUUAGGGGGCUUCGACACUGCACAUGAUGCAGCUAGGGCAUAUGAUCGUGCUGCGAUCAAAUUCCGUGGGAUUGAUGCUGAUAUCAAUUUCAACGUAGUUGAUUAUGAAAAAGACCUUAAGCAGAUAAAAAAUUUAACCAAAGAAGAAUUUGUACAUAUACUGCGUCGCCAGAGCACUGGGUUUUCUAGAGGAAGUUCGAAGUACAGGGGAGUCACAUUGCACAAAUGUGGCCGUUGGGAAGCUCGAAUGGGACAAUUUCUUGGCAAAAAGUAUAUCUAUCUCGGGUUGUUUGACAGUGAGUUGGAAGCUGCGAGGGCAUAUGACAAAGCUGCUAUAAAAUGUAACGGAAGGGAAGCAGUCACUAAUUUUGAGCCAAGCACAUACGAAGAGAAGAUUAGCUCUGAGGCAGCUGGUGGAAACCAUAAUCUUGAUCUGAACUUGGGCAUUGCUCCCCCUUGUUCUACUGAUGGCCAAAUCAGGACAAUUGAUGCUGAUGGCUUCCAGAUUCACUGCAGCUCAGAUGGCAUCCUUCCUGUAAAUGGAGCAAGGGUGCAUAAAUAUGCUUCAGCCACAAUGGACACACAAUUGUCGAAUGGAUAUAUCGAUGUGCUCGACCAUCCUCACAUCUGGAAAGGUGUGAAUUCCAGUUCUUGUCCCAUUUAUGAGGGAUCAGCAAUAGAGAAGAGUAUGGACUUUCAUUAUUCCGCUGAUUGGGCAUGGCAAACACAGAACCCUACUAAUGGGGUUCCCACAGAGCCACUCUUCUCUACUGCAGCAUCAUCAGGAUUCGCUAAUUCAAGUAUUGCUGCUUCUUCAGCUGCUGUUCAUACAAGUGAAACUGUAUCCCGACACCAUUGUCUACCUUCUGUCGCCAAUUCACCUUACUAUGGCAUGAGCUGAAAUAACUGGCAGUUAGAUUACGACACCAUCUAGACUUCUGUACCUAUAAAACAGGUCGUUUGCAACAUAACAAUAUAGGGUUCUAAUUGAUUCUGGGAUUCUUUUUUGCUAGUCUUUGUUUUCGUCGUCCUGAAAACUUUAGUGAAUGAUGCUUAUGUGCACAAAUGUUGAUUGAAGAAACUGGAUCAAAUGAAUUGAUUGAUAAACGAUGACAA
Molecule: messenger RNA, 2139 nt
Organism: Olea europaea var. sylvestris
Lineage: Eukaryota; Viridiplantae; Streptophyta; Magnoliopsida; Lamiales; Oleaceae
Product: ethylene-responsive transcription factor RAP2-7-like
Exons: 10
Coding region: 518-1924 (468 amino acids)
Biological process (GO): regulation of DNA-templated transcription
Molecular function (GO): DNA-binding transcription factor activity; DNA binding
Source: RefSeq, a predicted model, not a curated record